GAGGGGAGCGGGGCCCUGCCUGCCCCAGCCUCCCGGCGGCGGCUUUCCCGGGGCGACUCAGGUGAGCGGCGGGCGCCGAGGCCGUUGCCGCUGUCCUGCGCCGGGCGCCGCUCCCCGUUCCCCUGCAGGCUCCUCCCGCAGAGAGGCGGCUUACCCGCCGCGCCGCUGCCAUGGCCUCGGUACCCUCGGCCGGCUGCCUCCUGGCCAAGAACCAGUACUACAGAACAAGACAGAACUCAGAAUCCAGUGUUUCUUCCAGCUCCUCCUGCUGUUCGGAUGCUGUGAAUGUUACAGACCAGGACAAAGCAUUUCAUGGAUUACCAGAGUUGAUUGAUAAAUGUUGGUGGAUAAAAAGUUUUUUCCAUAGUGAACAAUCUCCACCAACUGUUGGCAGAAAGACACUAUCAGCAAGCAGUACCAACAGCUGAAUAGGACAGCAUGCUGGUUUUACCGACUGAAAUACUACGUGCAGACUUGUUUUUCCAAGAGGCUUGGGAUCUCCCUAAUGUCUGGGUUCAGCUGCAAGAAGAAAACAAAACCUUUAGGAGAGCAGAAAAGUAUAUUUCAAAAUAUGUCAGUAGUUUAAAUGAUACUGCUUAAUGGACAUGUCCAUGGUCUACCUUGUUCAUUACAGACUUGCUGUAAUUUGAGAUGUCUCUAAUGGGAGUUACCAGGAUUAAAUAUCCUGAUGAUUUGAGUUACCAGGAUUAAAUAUCCUGAUGAUUUAUCUGGACAGUCAGAGAAAAAUGCCAGUAAGAGUAAGAUAUUGUAGGCUUAGGAGAAGCAUGUGUAUUGAAUGACUUUGCAAUAGGUGAUACUCUUAAGUUUUAAGAUACUGGCUCUGUCAGCCGUCACACAGAGAUGUAAACAAGAUUAAAAUAUGCAGUCCAGUGUAGGACUGCUAUAUGGUGUUUUCUAUCAAUUACUUGUUUACCAGUUACAAGGAGUAAGUUUCCAAGAAUGCUUGGUGAUAGCUUUGCUUUUAGAAAGCCCAAUUACAUGACAAAACAGUAAUUAGUUUGGUUUCCUUGUUCAAGCAGGGUGCAUAGAUCCCAACCUCAAAUAACAAGGUACAACUUUCAUUCAUAUCUAUGCAUGCUGAUAUUUGAUGACAGGAUAGAAGAGAUAGAUGAGAAACCAGUAAUCCUAAUGGACACUGACAUCUUCCAGGCAGAAGAGCAACCUUAAUCAGAGCUGAUACUCCUAGCUCUGUUUUAGAGUACUGUCACCUGCUUUGCUUGUAGCUUAAAGAGCUACUUGUUAUCAAGUGGUUAAUCCCAUCAAUAUUCACUACUCUGUCAGCUUAGUUAUGUGUUAGAUCUAGGAAAGUGUUCAACUCAAAGGGAUAACAUUAAUGUUAUUAACCAAUUCUACUGUUGUCAUGAUUCAUGCUCUUGAAAGGUACUGUAACAUAGCUUCAUUUGGUCUUCAGCAUUGCAAAGCAGUACAUCAGACUGUUUAUUCUACUGGGUAUGACUGAAAUGCAGAUGAGGUCAUAGAAAGUAACAAGUUAUUUGACUGGAUGAUAUAAUUUCUGUAAACUGUCUAUGCAACUUUUUGAUGUACUAUCACUAAACCUACCUGACCUCUCCAUCACUGGAUGAACUAACACUAGCAAACAUUAAUGUAGCCAUCAUUUUUCAUCAUAGGUUAAUGGUUGUCAUGGUUAUGCAUAACUCCAAAGUGUACCUAGUGACUGCUUCAGGAAGCUUACAGUUUGGUAAGGACAAUAAAUGCAUGGCACAUGAGAACAGAAAAGAACAUAAUUCUGAAAACAGUUUCAGGAAUCCUGAAAUUGACAUGUUAAGUAUCUUACUUUACUCCUGCUGUGUAGUUUCAUCUUUGUCCAAUCUCUAAGUGUACAGAAUGAACUAUUUUUUAUACUAAGGUAUUUUUAUUAAUAAAAAGAUUUAAUCAGUA
Falco peregrinus (peregrine falcon) is the source of this 1920-nucleotide messenger RNA. It is a transcript of the gene PPDPFL, whose product is annotated as pancreatic progenitor cell differentiation and proliferation factor like. The record is from RefSeq and is a predicted model, not a curated record. Lineage: Eukaryota; Metazoa; Chordata; Aves; Falconiformes; Falconidae. Bases 171 to 428 code for a protein of 85 amino acids. The transcript has 4 exons. Gene Ontology annotation, biological process: cell differentiation; multicellular organism development.